AUGGUUCUCGCAGUAUCAACCGAACAAUACGGGCAGGCAGCUGCUGAGAGAAAGAAGGUAGUUAAAAGGCUUGGUCGUUACAAGGCGCGAGCUUCAUCAGCACGCGCGGUUCCAGGCAGCUAUGCGCAACUCGUGCCGUACUUAGUGAACCACCCGGAAUUUUUCAGCAUAGCCGAAUCUAGCGACGAGGGAGAUAAUCAAGAUGAAGACGAGAAAGUCAGGGGGCUGGCCAUGAAGGGUACUCCAGCUGUUCCUGUGCCCGUCGCUAGACGUGCCUCCCUGGCGAUAGGACGUAACGCCGGAGAAGGCGCUACGGCUUUCCUGGCGACCGAGUUCUCCACGGACCGGGCAAUUGUCGAGGACAAUACAUCGGAUAACCCUGAGGUGUGUAAAGAGGGUAGUGAAGACGACGUAGAAACCUUAGGAAUAGAACUCGAAUUUCUCCUUGCGAUGUGUGUACGUCAAAAAGCAGGCGAGCAGAAACCGGAUCCCCACCCAGACGAUCCGCGUUUUUUAUCGUCUAGGUUCUAUACCAAAGAUUUUGAGGACGGUGACAGACGCCAAAUAAAUGUAAAGAAGAUGAGGCGUUAUGCUAUAAGGGUACUUACACAGACGUUGAGGCAAAAUGGCAUAUACGCAAUCGAGGCCAUUCAGUACGCCGAUCUGAUGGCGCUUGACCCGAUGGGAACAUAUCUGUUCGGGAGAUCGAAAUGGGGAAAGCUCUUCGGGCUAUUUUACACGCAAGUACCGAAAUUCGACGGGAGUCGGACCCGCGCUGGAAACCAAGAGGUUGGGAAUGCGAUACUUCGUCGUUUUUUUCAGUGGGCCAACUACAUUAGGCGCGACGUAAAAAGAAUCACCGAACCAGACUGUCAUAUUGGCCGCCAGAGGGUAGAGGAAUUGCUUCAAGAAGGUGGUUGGACCCAACCGAAGCCCAGGGCAGUGGCGGCUGCGCAUUUCGAGACCCGACUUCGCGCUACAGUGGAGAUGCUUAGGAGACAAUACAACAGUGACCUGGCAUCUAUAGAAGACCCUAAUUACGUCAAGAUAGAUGGUUUGAAGGCGAUGUACAGAGCAUGGUCUGUCACUGAAGACGUUUCAGUAGAUGGGAACGGUAUGAGGGUUAGUCGGUACAACAUACCUCCUGACCGACCUAGAAACCAGGCGUUCGAUACGUAUCGUUGGUUCGGUGCAGAAGUAGUAAGCCCAGUUCUGCCAGCUCAGAGUCCCGCAACACCUGCUUCCAUUGAGAAGGUUUGUGGAAUCCUUCGAGACAACUUCCGUAUCCAUAAGCCUAUGGAAGUAUCGACAGGAGUGCAUGUACAUCUUGGUCACAAGAUCGGGUGGAAUCUGCAGCAGAUCAAGAGAUUCGUCACGUUAUGGUAUUUCGCAGAGGAUGCCCUCAUAUACGCACACAGAAAGGACCGAGCCGCGAUGGAAAGAUGGUGCGCGAAGGUGGGAGAAAAAACUCGGUUGGCACAGGCCCUCUUUGAUCCAAACCCAGAAACACGAAUGCGGAUGAGUGAUUACCUACCCAAGGUAGCCCGCAAAACGGCAAAACGCAACCUGCAAGUUAUGGAUGAGCAUAUAGACUUGGAACUCAUUGGUGAUAAGCGUACCGAGUUCGUUGAAUCCGUAUGGGAAUAUACAUCAAUCGAUGACUUGGUAGCUGGUAUGGUUGGAGGUAUAUUAUACAGUGAGAACUCGACUCUUGUUUAUCGUACGACGGCGCGUAUACGCAUAGUCGGUGACAAGGUAUCUGGUCGCGCGACAAAUAUCUUUCCGAAUACUAUAGAGAUUAGGACUAUGCAGGGUACACUCGAUGCCACUCAUAUUAACCACUGGAUUAUUAUUCUGAAUCGUAUCAUGUAUUACGUACGUCGCGCUCCGACUGCCGAAUUCAAGAAAACGAUGGACAAUAUCACCAAGGCGUGCACCGGCAGAACCGGCCUUCCGUCAUUAUUAGUAUAUCUCGAAGUUCCGAUGGACACGAUUAAGUAUUUCCUGGACUUCUCAAGAAGGUAUUAUGAUCAAGAAACAGAGGCAUCCUGGUACACAUAUCCCGAUCUUGAUAAAGUAAAUUGGGACAAUCCAUUCAUGGCUCCGGGAAGUGGUCCUACUCACGGAGACGAAACAGUAACGGGUAGGGGACGUGCGUUUGAUAGGGCUAUAGAUGCGAAGAAGUUUAAUAUAUAG
Hypoxylon trugodes is the source of this 2196-nucleotide messenger RNA. RefSeq lists its product as uncharacterized. The transcript is spliced from 5 exons. The record is from RefSeq and is a predicted model, not a curated record. NCBI's taxonomy places the organism in Eukaryota, Fungi, Ascomycota, Sordariomycetes, Xylariales, Hypoxylaceae. Bases 1 to 2196 code for a protein of 731 amino acids.